AUGCACGCCCCUAUUGUCCAAGAAGCAGGAGAUAUUAACAGGUCUUCUAAAACGUUUCUGGUUGGUAACACCAAGUUUACCGUGCCUGCCCACUAUGAGCUCGUGCGACCUCUAGGGCAAGGCGCGUACGGCCUUGUCGUCGCUGCGCGGGAUACUCGCAACGGUGCUGGUGUCGCUAUCAAAAAAAUCAGUCGGGUGUUUGCGCACGUUACAGACUCGAGACGGACGCUGCGAGAAAUCAAGUUAUUGCGUCACUUCCACCACGAGAACAUCAUCGACCUGUUGGACUUGUUCACGGAACCAGGUGCGACAGCCGCGACUUUUGACGACGUGUAUCUGGUUAGUACGCUUCUCGACACGGACUUGCACCAGAUCAUUGCCUCUGGACAGAAACUGACCGAUGAUCAUUUUCAGUAUUUUAUUUACCAGGUUCUACGCGGUCUGAAGUAUAUCCACUCAGCGAACGUGCUCCAUCGCGACUUGAAACCGAGCAACCUCUUGGUGCGUGCAAACUGCGACCUCGUGAUUGCCGACUUUGGUCUCGCGCGCGCUGCACAGCCGCGUGUCGACGACACGAGUCAUCAGAUGCUGCUCACCGAGUAUGUCGCUACCCGGUGGUACCGUGCACCAGAGAUCAUGCUAUCGUGGCGACACUACACUUCAGCGGUGGACAUUUGGUCUGUGGGAUGUAUCUUCGCCGAGCUUCUGGGUCGCAGGCCGAUUUUCCCAGGUCGCGACUAUCUCCACCAACUGCAGUUAAUUACGCAGGUACUCGGGACGCCCAGCGAGGCCGAUCUCAUGGAAAUCGCCAGCGAACGGGCGAAGCGUUUUAUGCGCUCGCUACCCGUUCGAACACCGCUGAAGUGGAAGGAUUUGUUUCCGAGGUGUGAGAAUCCACUGGCCCUUGAUCUUUUAUCGCGUAUGUUGUGCUUUUCGCCGGAUCAACGGAUUACGGUGGAGGAGGCGCUUGCGCAUCCCUAUUUGGAAAAGUGCGCCGAUGUCAACGAUGAGCCUGUAUGUGAUCGUCCCUUUGACUUUUCGUUUGAAGAGCGCGCUGAUCGAGGUGGUGCUCCCGAAAUUCGCCAAAUGCUCUGGGAAGAGAUCAAGGAAUUUCAAUGCAUUAGGCGGGAAAAGCAAUGA
This is a messenger RNA of Cyanidioschyzon merolae strain 10D, 1140 nucleotides long. RefSeq names its product MAP kinase. Lineage: Eukaryota; Rhodophyta; Bangiophyceae; Cyanidiales; Cyanidiaceae. Gene Ontology annotation, biological process: protein phosphorylation; intracellular signal transduction. The record is from RefSeq and is a predicted model, not a curated record. Gene Ontology annotation, cellular component: nucleus; cytoplasm. The coding region runs from base 1 to 1140 and encodes 379 amino acids. Gene Ontology annotation, molecular function: MAP kinase activity; ATP binding. The transcript has a single exon.